Messenger RNA from Mycosarcoma maydis (corn smut), 540 nucleotides. RefSeq lists its product as uncharacterized. NCBI's taxonomy places the organism in Eukaryota, Fungi, Basidiomycota, Ustilaginomycetes, Ustilaginales. Bases 1 to 540 code for a protein of 179 amino acids. Gene Ontology annotation, molecular function: fatty acyl-CoA hydrolase activity. The transcript has a single exon. The record is from RefSeq and is a predicted model, not a curated record.
AUGACCGUGAACCAGCCCUCUGCCUGUCUGCGCUUCGUCCAACGCAUCUGUCGCGGCUUCCAGUCGACGUCCGGUCACGACUCGGUCACCAUUCCGCAACUGCACGUCACCCAUGCCACUCCCGGCCUGAUCCAUGCGUCGUUUGCGAUCGGUCCGCACAACCUCAACCGUCUCGGCACCCUCCACGGUGGCUGCAUCGCUACGCUUACCGACACCAUCGGCUCGCUUGCCAUCGCAAGCCACGGUCUCUACUCCACAGGCGUCAGCACAGACAUCAACACAACCUACGUCAAGAGUGCCGGUGGAACGGGCGACACCGUCAACAUCAACGGUGAGGUGAUCAGUAUGGGCAAAACACUCGCUUUUACAAGGAUGGAGGUCAGACAUCCCGUGACAGAUGCGCUGUUGGCGUAUGGCUCGCACACCAAGUUUAUCGGGAGAGCGCUCAAGCAUGCUGAAAAUGUCAAGUUCGACAGCAAGGGGUUGCAAGUGCUUGAGGGCAAGCAGCCCGAGGAUUGGUCAGAAGAGUCCAAGAUGUAG